GUAUAUCUGAAAACCGUUACAGUUUAUUCCAAAUACAGUUCGUGACUCGUUCCGCUCACACUUAUAAAUUAAAAAAACAAAGUUUAUCGUGAAUAUAUUAAUAAAAUUGUUGCAGAAUAAUCCUAACUAUCAAGGAGAUCUUCGAUCACCAUCGGUUGAAAUUCCACUACGUGAGUGGUUGAGCAAAAGUGUUCAUGGUCAAGAUAUCCUUGUCCUCUAUGAUGCUUAUCAAAUGUUGGAUGACUCCAAAAACAAAUUAGUGGCACUAAUUCUUCAACGUGGAACUGAUGGACUUCUGGAACUACCAGAAAUAAAACCUCAUAUUUAUAUGAAAUUGGCUCAAGAAAUUGUCAAGAGAUUUCCAACAGAAGCAGAAGGUGUUUAUUAUGUUCCUCGGAUACGAAACACAAAAUUGCAAGAUGGAAUACCACCUCAAGGAAAAUUAAGGCACCACUAUACAUAUGUAAGACGCGUCCACGCCGCAAAACGAAAAUUAAUUACUCAGCAGAUCAACGUCGAACAAACACGUGUGAUACCUGAUUUAGACGAUGCCAAUGAAAAAAUACAAUUUUUAUACAAGGGAAUUCAUAUGCGUGCGGAGAAGUAGCUGUUAUCAUUAUCAAGUCUACGAGGUAGUUGAAAAUAAUUAUUCAACAAAAUAUUCUAUAGUUAAUUUCUCAGAGGUAGAUAGUGUUGCGUCAAUAACGCGAUUACCAAAUAAUAAGGAUUUUAUUUGCAGAAGAUAAUUUUGAUUAUUACUGAUGACUAUUGUUAAUAAAUUUACAUAAUUGAUUUUA
This is a messenger RNA of Chelonus insularis, 797 nucleotides long. RefSeq lists its product as uncharacterized. The transcript is spliced from 3 exons. Bases 233 to 607 code for a protein of 124 amino acids. NCBI's taxonomy places the organism in Eukaryota, Metazoa, Arthropoda, Insecta, Hymenoptera, Braconidae. The record is from RefSeq and is a predicted model, not a curated record.